Phytophthora sojae is the source of this 1998-nucleotide messenger RNA. RefSeq lists its product as hypothetical. The record is from RefSeq and is a predicted model, not a curated record. NCBI's taxonomy places the organism in Eukaryota, Oomycota, Peronosporomycetes, Peronosporales, Peronosporaceae. The coding region runs from base 1 to 1998 and encodes 665 amino acids. The transcript is spliced from 3 exons.
AUGACCUCUCACUCCAGCAACCAAUUACGGGUCAACUUCCGCGGUGUCAGGAUCUUCGCGGUGGCAGCAUUUGUCGUUGGAGUUAUUGGGUUGAUUCUCGUAUUCUUCAGCGGAAAUGGCGUCCAUCUAUUUUCCAUCGAAGUCAGCGAAUUCAGCGAUGCGGACCGCAAGGAGUUGCUGGACGCGUACAACUCGAGGUUCAGCAACUUCACGUCAGCCGUCAAUAAAGUGAUCGAGGUUGCCAUCCAGCCAUUGUUCGCUGUUGGCAUAUUGUGCCUGGGUGCCAAAUGGCUCACAAGCAAAACCGGCACGAGCAUUUUAGCGAGGAUGUCCCCGACAUUCAUCGGGGCUGCGCUAGGGUUUUUGAUAUGCAACGGGCCGACCUCGAUGAAUGUCCAGCUAGUUCCCGGAGGAACGUAUUUGCGGAUGGCGACGGAAGAUUUACAAGUAGCGCAGGUCAGUACUCCCAACGACAACUCUGCGUGGAACGUAUCGCUUGACGAGAGGGCCCCAAACAACUCGGCCUUGAACACCAUCUUGCGUGCUCGAUAUGCCCCAGCCGAAAGCCUCAAUGCCACGUGUCAAAUUGUACUGGGAUCUGUCAGGCGUUUCGGGCUGCAGAUCGAUCUUCCACAAGUUGCAUUUGAUUAUCAAGAUAGCAAUUGGCUAUUUGACUCCCUGCCUACAGCUAUUGAACCGAAAGAGACAUUUGAGCUUCUCGUUCGCGGUAGCGGAGAUGGCAUUAGCAUCGACGGCACGAAGGAUUUUAGUUUUCCUGUUGAUCUUGCAACAGCUCGGACAGUCUACGUCAUGGCUCUUAUCGAGUUGUACAGUAAUCUUAGGGCUCUAUGGGGUAUAACUUCCCGUUUCAAAGAACGCGGCUUCCACGAUUUUGUGCGCGAUAGUCGAGCGGCAGCGAUCGACGAGUGGGCGGGCGAUACAACCGAAGUAGACGAUGAUGAACUUGAGGUGGGUGAUCUGAUGGCUUUUGCUGGCGAUAACUUCAUACCAGCUGCAGCCAUGAUGCUGCAAGACCUAGUUGGCAAAGUGCCGAACAUUAUCGCGGAUGAAGUCGGGGCUUCCUAUCAAGUGCAUCAACUCGCUGACUCUCUGAGCUACGUACCGCUAACGUUGACGAUUCCAAUCAGCACCCUGAACGCAGCAGAUGCAAACCAAACCGUCCCACUUGUUGAACGGUGUGCCCCAGACGGCUGCUUACUAUACAAUGAUUCUAUGUUUGGUACUUUCGAUACAACCAAUGAGAUCAAACCUGUCGUCAAAGCGGCGGUGAUAUGUGGGACGUCAGGCUCCAAUUGCCCACGGCUUCUUUCGUCUCUCGCUCGACUCAGCACCGAUUCCCUAAAAGAGCAAAGCAAAGUACUCCUCGCCAACAGCUUCCCGACCGAGCUCUAUGAUUUUUCGGAGCUUCUUUCCGCGUACGAGGUAAACUUGGUCCCCGACGCGUUGGUCUGGAGAAAGCUGGUGCAAGUCGACAAAGCGUUUCCUAUGCUGCUACCCCGUAAUUAUGUGAAGGUCGACCAAACCGCUCAACAAUACCUGAGCGACACCAACAACCAAAGGUUUUGCUCCAUGCAAGCAGAUUCGUUCCUAAAGAACACCCUCAAAAAUCACUUAUUUGCGGAGGAAAGUCUGCAAUACUGGCUAAUCCGUUGUGGAUUUGUCCGGGAACAGCCACGACCUGUGCAGGUGUCGAUUCCAUCCACCAAUGCAAUCCUUUCGAUCAUAGGUUGUUGCGGACUAGUGGCGUUGGUCCUAGCGAUUGCCACGACGCACAGCCACGGGAAGUCCAUUAUUGAAGGCAACAGCUCUGCCCCCUUGCUCGCCGAAGCCAUGAUGAAUACUGGCAAGUUCCCACGCACAGUGCUCAAACUCUCGGUCGAACAACGAGGUGCGGAAGGAGCCCAAGCACAGGUAAUUCACAUUGGCCAGGUUAAGAUAGCGGCGGUAGAGUUUGUCGAGAAAAAUCAACCGAGUUGA